UGAAACCGACACGGCUCAUUAGCUAAUUAGUGUUACCAGGACAGCGGCUAUCUUCGGCCCAACCGACGGCUUUAUCUCUGAGUUGCGUCAACGACUGUGUCUACUCUUCGCACGUCCUCCUUAACCCUGCCCGACCAUGCCCCUGGAGGCUUAUCAAGCUUUCUUUGUUUCCCAAGGGCGGGCUAAGUCCGUGGUUGACGGCGGGUUUAGCGUGCGGAAUUCAAGCCGCCCCCAUGCUUUCCCUCGUUAUCCGCGUCUCUGGGGAAGGCGACGUUCAGGAGUCAUGACAACCUUCGAGUCUUACACAAUAAUGGUUGCAUUGAAUGCCAUUCACCGGGAUAUUCGCUAUGUUUAUAAAUCUUUAUCAUUUUCCGGUGUGAAUCGCUUUACUUCUAGUGUGUUCUCUAAGUGUAGCAGCAAACUUUGUAAUGCGAACCUCCAUAAGCCGAGCUGAACUACCUUCUAUCCCCUUAAUUGAUUCUUAUCACUUAUACACAUAGAUAUCAAGCAUGGCCCCCUCCGCAAUCACAGACUCACCUCCGCUGCAGCCGUCGACAACACUGCCGUCCCAUGCGGACGAAUACGCAGUUCAAGCCGGCGUAGCAGAGUUCCAUGGUUAUGACCAUGUCACCUGGUGGGUGGGCAACGCAAAGCAGGCAGCCACAUACUACAACACGCUCUUCGGAUUCCGCACGAUAGCAUACAGAGGUCUGGAGACAGGUAGUCGUUACUUCACUUCUCACGUUGUGUCCAACAACGACGUACGCUUCGUCUUCACAUCCCCUAUCCGCUCCUACGCACAUCUACCCGCCGACGAGCCCAUAUCACAGGAUGAACUAGCCUUGUUAGAAGAGAUGCACCAGCACCUCGAGCGCCAUGGCGAUGCGGUAAAAGAUGUUGCCUUUGAUGUGGACGAUGUGCAGGCUGUCUAUGACCGUGCGGUAUCUGGGCCCGACGGCAUCGCUGUGUCCGUGCAGCCACCCCGUGUGAUCUGCGGCGAAGGCAAAGAAGGCGAGGUCAUGACAGCCGUCAUUCGCACAUACGGCGACACCACGCACACGCUAAUCUCGCGGCGAGACUACACAGGCCCUUUCCUCCCCGGUUUCGUAGCGCGGGAUCCAGCACCGAGCACAGUGGCCCUUCCGCCGAUUGACCUCGUGCGCAUCGACCACUGCGUAGGCAAUCAAAGCUGGAACGAGAUGGUUGCAGCGUGCGACUUCUACGAGCGAUGCCUAUCAUUCCACCGGUUCUGGAGCGUCGACGACAAGACCAUCUGCACGGAUUUCUCCGCGCUGAACAGCAUCGUCAUGAGCAGCGCCAACGCCGUCGUCAAGAUGCCCAUCAACGAGCCCGCCCCAGGAAAAAAGAAGUCGCAGAUCGAGGAGUUCGUCAUCUUCAACUCGGGGGCAGGAGUGCAGCACAUCGCGCUACUCACAGAUGACAUCGUGUCGACCGUCUCGGCGAUGCGCGCAAGAGGGGUAGAGUUCAUCGCCGUGCCGCCGACGUACUACGAGACCGUGCGCCACAGACUAAAGACGGAGAAGCGCUCGUGGGAGCUCUCUCAGGACCUAGACACCCUCGAGCGCCUGAGCAUCUUGAUCGACUACGACGAGGGCGGAUACCUCCUGCAGCUCUUCACGAAGCCCCUCAUGGACCGCCCCACCGUGUUCAUCGAGAUCAUCGAGCGGCACGAUUUCGAGGGCUUCGGGGCCGGGAACUUCAAGAGUUUGUUCGAGGCUAUUGAGCGCGAACAAGCGCAGAGGGGUAACUUAUAAGAAAGAGGAGAGAUACUUAAGAAGCGAAUGAUCAUGAAGGAGAAUUGUGAAUAAGAGAGAGAGUGGAUGGCGCAGAAG
Molecule: messenger RNA, 1853 nt
Organism: Xylaria bambusicola
Lineage: Eukaryota; Fungi; Ascomycota; Sordariomycetes; Xylariales; Xylariaceae
Product: 4-hydroxyphenylpyruvate dioxygenase
Exons: 1
Coding region: 510-1775 (421 amino acids)
Biological process (GO): L-tyrosine catabolic process
Molecular function (GO): 4-hydroxyphenylpyruvate dioxygenase activity
Source: RefSeq, a predicted model, not a curated record